Anopheles moucheti is the source of this 3200-nucleotide messenger RNA. Its product is annotated as maltase 2-like. Gene Ontology annotation, biological process: carbohydrate metabolic process. Bases 1 to 1974 code for a protein of 657 amino acids. The record is from RefSeq and is a predicted model, not a curated record. NCBI's taxonomy places the organism in Eukaryota, Metazoa, Arthropoda, Insecta, Diptera, Culicidae. The transcript has 5 exons.
AUGGUGAACCAACAUCGGCCGAACUGUGGUGUCGAAUGGCGGUGGCUUUACUUUGUGCUGCUGGUCGCAAUAAGUCGGGCGAGCUGUAGCGCGGAGGAAGCAUCGCGCGACGAAUGGUGGCAAAGGACGGUGUUUUAUCAAAUUUAUCCACGCUCGUUUAUGGACUCGAACGGCGACGGGGUGGGUGAUUUGCGCGGCAUUACUAGCCGGCUGGCACAUCUCAAGGAUGCCGGUAUCGGGGCAACCUGGCUAUCGCCCAUCUUCCUAUCGCCAAUGGUGGAUUUCGGGUACGACAUCGCGGACUACACCGCGAUCCAGCCGGAGUAUGGGACGAUGGCCGAUUUCGAAGCGUUACUGGCAGAAGCGGAACGGCUCGGUAUCAAGAUUAUCCUUGAUUUUGUGCCGAACCACACGAGCGACCGGUGCGAAUGGUUCCAGCGUUCGGUGGCGCGCGAAGAACCGUACACCGACUACUAUGUGUGGCAUGAUGGUCGCAUGGAUCCGUCCACCAGCAACGGAACCCGGUUGCCACCGAAUAACUGGCAAUCCGUUUUCUAUGGUUCCGCCUGGACGCUUCAUCCGGUGCGUGGUCAGUACUAUUUGCAUCAGUUUACCGCCCAGCAACCGGAUCUGAACUUUCGCAACCCGGCCGUGGUGGACGAGAUGCGCGCGGUGUUGCGGUUCUGGUUGCGCAAAGGAGUGGCCGGCUUUCGCAUCGAUGCGGUAAAUCAUCUGUUCGAGGUGGAGGGGUUUCCGGACGAGCCGGAAACGGGCACCGACCGGGAUCCGCUUUCGUACGGCUUUACGCACCACAUCUACACGAAGGAUUUGCUCGAAGACUACGAUAUGGUGUACCAGUGGCGAAAGCUGUUGGACGAUUGGACGGAAGAACACGGAGGAGACCGUCGCAUCAUUAUGACGGAAGCGUACGCAAACAUUACCUUCACGAUGAAGUACUAUCGGUCCGGUGAAGAAUCCUCAUCCCGGCAAGGGUCACACAUGCCCUUUAACUUUCUGCUCAUCACCGACCUGAACCGUGCCUCAACGGCUCAAGAUUUUGUCUUCACGAUCAAUAAAUGGCUCACGUAUAUGCCGCGCAAGGGUGGUGCCACCGCUAACUGGGUGCUCGGUAAUCACGAUCAACCGAGAGUUGGCACCCGGUACGGACCGGAACGUAUUGAUGCGAUCCACACACUGCUGCUAACCCUUCCGGGUAUUGCGGUCACGUACUACGGCGAAGAGAUCGGAAUGUUGGACAAUCCGGAUGCGAUCAGUAGUAACGGCCAGGGUGACUCUGUCGCCGGUGGUGGUGAUGCUUUUAUUGUGUUUUCACGCGAUCCCGAAAGAACCCCGUUCCAGUGGGAUGACACCGCAAAUGCGGGCUUUUCCACGGGUCCAUCGACCUGGCUACCGGUACACCCAAACUAUCGCCGGCUAAAUUUGGCUGCGGAGAAACGUUCCGCCCGGAGCCAUUACAAAACCUACCAAGCGUUGGUACGCUUGCGAGCUCACGAAACGUUCCGGAAGGGUUCGAUCCAGCUCGUCCCGUACUCGGACAGCAUUAUCGUGUACGUGCGCGAGCACCAGGAUACGGACACGUUUGUGGUGGUGAUCAACCUGUCCGGUGGUACCGAUCGAUCGGUCGAUUUGGCAUCAAUAUUUCCAAGACUUUCGCUCGAACUAACGGUCGCUUCGAGUGGUUCCGAGUCCAACUAUCGUGCGGGAGAUAUCGUGCAGUCGGACAAACUGGUCGUAGGCGGAUAUGAAGGGCUAGUCUUACAAAGUAUGCCGUUGACGUCGAGAACGCGGGACCGCGAUGCGAUGCCGAGUACAAAUUUAGCUGUCCUUUGGCGCACGGUGAAGGACGCAGCAGUAAUUGCGUCUAUCAUAAUUGCGCUCGGUUCCAGCUACUACGGGCUUCAGCCAUGGCAAACCAUCGGCAAGUGGACUGCCCGGGGUAGUUUGAAAAAAUAAUGACAACCAUAAGCCAGGCCAUCGCGCGCGGGUCUCGCAACACGGAGCACAUUAAGGACACGGGUGCUUCUUUUGCUCUUUGCAACGGGGCACAGUGCACUAGUGGCGAAGCAGCGCAAGUGCUUUCGAAUGGAAACGGACGGAUGGAAAGCUAGGAAGAAAAAAAAAACACACACAUAAAUGAAUACACCGACACACCGAGCCUCGCAAUUCAAAUAAUCAUUAUUGUUCAUUUCUUUCCCCAAUUGGGCGUAGGAAAUGUGUCGCUUGUUUGCAUGUUUGUUAGCGGUGUUGUUGUGCAGCGAGUGCUUUUGGUUAAUUUAACCAUUAUUUAUUCUAAUUUUAUUUCACCGCACUGUGGUUAGUUAGUGAAUGAAGAAUUUGAGUGAGGGUACAUUUUUUCUAAAAGACCUUCCGGGUGUGAAUAGAAAACAGGUUUUAUGCAGAACACAGGACGCGAUGGUGUGUUUUCGGUAAUCAAAUGAAGAUGUCAACAUUAGUUGUUUAGUUUUGCAGUUAAUCUCGGUACGAGUGCUUUAAAUUAAAUAGAGCACAAAACACAGCACGCGGAAUCAAAUUAAUCACGGUAAUGUCACACUCUCCAGAUUGUUCGGGAAUGGUGCUCGAACAGAGUGCAGAUAAUUUAUGUCACGAGAUAAUUUGAUAAGCAAAUGCUUACCCCGCUACAUCACGAAGAUUCGAUCCGGUUAAGGCAUGUAAGAUUGUUUUAGCUAUUGCGACAUACAUACGAACUCCCAGUGGGUCGCCGACACUGAGACUAUAAUAAUUGCAAAGAUAAGAGAUCAUGUAAUAUAUUGCUAUCGUUUUGAUUGAUUGUAGAGGACCCCCGCUUGUGAUCAAUGAAGAGUGCGAAAUAAUCGACCAUUAAAUUGUAAAAUCGCUUGUAUACAAACAAAACGACAUUCGAUCGGAUACAGUGUCGGAUGUGCUAUGGCUGUUCCGUUCACAGCAAUCGAAUCGAGGAACGUGACAGGAAACAAUCAGGCACCAGGAACGUGAAUCAAUGGAAAGGUUUGAUAAGAUAGGAAAUCGGCUUAAUUUACUAUCAACGAGUUUGUCCAAAAGUGAUCCAGGCGUUUUUAAACAUCGAUAUCGCAUUGUGCUCCCCAUCAAGUAUUGUACGAUGAGGGGAGCAAGAUUUAAUUGAAUUACGGCCGCCAUAUUAGGUAGAGAAUAGCAAUUCGUUUUAAAAUUAUACUUAAUUA